AUGCCGAAGAAGGACAUCCAAGCAGAUGCCUUCCUCAAGGAGCACCCUGAGUUCGAUGGCCGCGGCAUCGUCGUCGCGAUUCUGGACACUGGGAUCGACCCCGGCGCUGCUGCGCUGCAGACCACGCCCAACGGCAGGCCCAAGAUCAUCGACGUCCUGGACUGCACUGGGAGUGGGGACGUGGACACCUCCACCCUGGUCACAGCGGCAGCAGACUACACCAUCCAGGGGGUGCGAGGCAGCGCGCUGCGCCUCAACCCCGCCUGGGACAACCCCAGCGGGAAGUGGCACGUGGGCAGCAAGCGCCUCUUUGAUCUUGUCCCCAAGGGCCUUGCAGACUCCAUCCGGGCCGACAGGCGGCGGGUGUGGAUGCAGGAGCAGAGGGAUCUGCUGGCCAAAGCCACCGCGGAGGUUGCCAAGCUAUCGACUCAGGGGACUCCCAAGGUCACCAAAGAGGAAAGGGAGGAGCUGGAGGCACGCGUGGCGCUGCUCUCCGAGUUUGCCGAGAAGGCCGAGGACGAGGGCCCGGUGCUGGAUGCCGUGGUCUGGCAGGAUGCCAGCUCGGUGUGGUGGGCUGCGCUGGAUCUGACGGAGCUGCGUGGCCCCGCCCGCGGCGCUCUGGCCGACUUCAAGCCCAUGACCGACUUUAAAGCCAGGCGCCAGUACACGGCAUUCUCGCCGUCCGACGCAUGCAACUUUGCCGUCAACAUCUACGACGGCGGCAACAUCCUGUCCAUCGUGGUGGAUGCCGGGAGCCACGGCACACACGUGGCCGGCAUCACCGCCGCCUACGAUGCGGCAGCGCCCCACCUCUCCGGCGUGGCCCCCGGCGCGCAGCUCAUCUCCUGCAAGAUCGGCGACACGCGGCUGGGGUCCAUGGAGACGGCGCCGGGGCUGUACAGGGCCCUGGCCGCCGUCAUUCAGCACAAGGCCGACAUCAUCAACAUGAGCUAUGGGGAGAGCACGGCCACGCCCAACAGCGGCCGCUUCAUCGAGCUGGCGGAGGAGGUGGUGCACGAACACGGCGUGGUCUUUGUCUCCAGCGCUGGCAACAGCGGCCCCGCCCUGUGCACGGUGGGCGCCCCGGGGGGCACGAGCUCCGCGAUCCUGGGCGUGGGCGCCUGGGUCGCGCCAGAGAUGGCCGCCGCGGGGCACGCGCUGCGCGAGCCGCUGCGGGACGGCCAGCAGUACAACUGGUCCAGCCGCGGCCCCGCGCCCGACGGCGACGUGGGCGUCGCGCUGUGCGCCCCCGGCGGCGCCGUGGCCCCUGUCCCGCGUUGGACGCGCCAGCGCCGUCAGCUCAUGAACGGGACCAGCAUGGCCUCGCCCUGCGCGGCGGGCGCCAUCGCGCUGGUCCUGUCGGGCCUCAAGGCGCAGGGCGUGCGGCCCAGCCCAGCCCGCCUGCGCCGCGGGCUGGAGGCCACCUGCCUGCGGACGAGCUGGGACGCCGACAGCGUGCUGAGCCAGGGCGCGGGCCUCAUCCAGGUGGCCGACGCCCACGCUUUCCUCCUCGCACCCUGCAGCCCGGCGGCCUCGCAGCCCUGGCAGGUCACGCUGCAGCGCACCGACGCGGGCGCGGCGGCGGGGGGUGGAAAGCGUGGCGUCUUCCUGCGGACGGGGCAGGAGACGGCGGUGACCUCCACCCACCAGGUGACGGUCAAGCCCUGGUUCAAGCCCGAGGAGGUGGCAGCGAGGCUGGACAUGGAGGUCCGCGCCGAGCUUUCUUCGGAGCGCUCGUCCUUCGUCAGCCACCCCAAGCACCUGCUCCUGUACGCCACAGGGCGCAGCUUCGAGAUCCAGGUGGACCCGCGGAGCCUGGAGCCGGGGCUGCACCACACCGAGAUCAGGGGGACCGACACCAGCGACCCCGGCGCGGGGACUCUGUUCACCAUCCCCAUCACCGUGGCGGUUCCCACGCCCGUGACGGCCGGCGGCAGCCAGCCGGGGGCGGACGUGGAGAUCGAGGGCGAGGGCCACGCUGAGCUGCAGCGGCCCCACACCUUUGACGAGACGCUUAUGUUUGCCGCGGGGAUCGAGGCCAGGCGCUUCCUGGACGUCCCAGAGGGGGCCACCUGGGCGGAGCUGCGCCUCACCGCUUCCAUGGAGACGCCCAAGACGCUGAUGCUCAGGGCCACCCAGCUUGCCCCUCACACGCGGUUCUCGGACACUGAGUGGGCCAAGUCGGUCCAGCUGGCCGACGGCGGCAAGGUGGAGGCAGCCUUUGCCGUCAGCGCGGGAACCCCGCUGGAGCUCACCGUUGCCCAAAUGUGGAACAGUCUGGGGAGCUGUGUGCUGCGGCUGUCAUUAACCUUCCACGGCGUGACAGCCACCACACCAGCCAAGGGCCUGCUCCUGAACGGCGCGGCCGGAAUUGCAAGGCUGACGGUCCGUGCACCUCUGGGGCCCGAACGCAUCCAGCCCAAGGCAAGCCUGACCACGCUGUGCAUUCCCCUGUGCCCGACGGCUGCAGAGCUGGCGCCGCUCUCCGCUCCUCGCGACGCGCUGCCUCGCUCCCGCCUGACGCACCAGCUCACGCUGACCUACAGCCUGACCCUGGUCGAGGGCGGGACUGUGACGCCGCGCUUUCCACGCCUGAACAGGCUGGUGUACGAUGGCAUCCUGGACGGGCAGAUGCACGUGGUCACCGACGCCAACAAGAAGGUCCUGGGCUGGGGUGACAUCUACCCCGAGGGAAUCAAGCUCGGGGCGGGGACAUUCGCCAUUCGCGUGGCGCUGCGGCACACUGAUGCUGACCUGCUGCAGAAAUUCAAGGACCUGCCCUUGGUGGCUGAGAGGAAGCUGGAUCCCAGCAUCUGCGUGCCGGUCUACACCAGCCAGGCCGCGUGCGUGACCGGUGGCGCAGCUGCCAAGGAGCUCAGCCUCGUGCAUGGGUCCAGCGUGGCCCUCUUCCUGGGCAACCCCGCCGAGGACAAGCUGCCCAAGGAUGCCACGGCCGGGCGCAUUCUGUCGGGCUCGGUGUCCCUGGGUACACUGGCUUCGUCCCCGGGCAAGGAGAGCCCAGACACGCUGGCCCUGUCCUUUGUCGUGCCGCCCCCAAAGAGCGACGUUGACAAGGGCAAGGGCAACGCGCCGGAGAACGGCAAUGGGAAAAAAGACGCUGCUGAUGUGGAUGCCGACCUGGAAAAGGCGGUGCUGGCGGCCCAGGUGGCCUUCCUCAAGGCGUGCAACUGGCUGUUGGUGUUGUUUGGCAAAGGAGGCUGGGACCUCAAGGAUGGGAGCGAGGAGGAGCGAUCAACCUACCAACGUCUGUGGGACAGAGUCUUUGAAGCCAACAAGGGACACCUGCCCCUCCUCACCGAGCGUCUCACGCGAUUGGAUGCCAGGUCUGACAAGGACAGCCUGGUCGAGGAUCGGGUUGCCGCUGCUGAUGCAGUGAUUGCAGCAAUUGACACCACCAAAUUGGCAGUGUAUCUCGCACAGAAGUCGCCUGAGACAGGUCCAGACAAAGACAGCCGCAAGAAAGACUUUGAGCUGCAGAGGGAUGCCAUCAUUCAAGCCUUGGCAUCCAAGGCAUCCGCUCUCCUCACCAAGUAUCCUGAGGUGCCCGCGGAGACCGAGACCGAUGAGUUUGAGGCGGCCUUUGUCGAGCUCCAGAAGUGGGUGGACACCUCCGCCGAGGGGACUCACGCCAACCUGAACGCCCAGCGCCUCGCCCGCAAGGGACAGCUAGCACUGGCAUACAGGGCGCUAGACAAGGCUCUGGCGGACGACAAGCUUGCAUCCAAGCACAAGGGCAUGCUGGAGACGCGUGUGAAGCUGCUGAAGCAGCUGGGCUGGAGUCACUGGGAGGCUGCAGCCAAGGCCCGCCUGGAGAUCUCCUUCCCCGCCACAUUCCCCCUCUUUUGA
Auxenochlorella protothecoides is the source of this 3867-nucleotide messenger RNA. RefSeq names its product Tripeptidyl-peptidase 2. Gene Ontology annotation, molecular function: serine-type endopeptidase activity; tripeptidyl-peptidase activity. Gene Ontology annotation, cellular component: cytosol. Gene Ontology annotation, biological process: proteolysis. The transcript is spliced from 17 exons. The record is from RefSeq and is a predicted model, not a curated record. The coding region runs from base 1 to 3867 and encodes 1288 amino acids. NCBI's taxonomy places the organism in Eukaryota, Viridiplantae, Chlorophyta, Trebouxiophyceae, Chlorellales, Chlorellaceae.